AUGGCAAUACUUGUGUUUUUAUGCGUCAUGCUGCUGGCUCCGUGCUUUGACGCCCACAACAUACAUUUAUCGAAAGAUCAGAAGGAUAAAGUGCACGAAUACACAGCUGAGUGUAUCAAAGAGACAGGUGUGAAAACUGAAAUUAUCGAGGAAGCGAAAAAAGGUCAACUCAGCGAAGACGAAGGUUUUAAGAAGUUCUUGUUUUGUUUCUUUCAAAAGUCGGGAAUGAUAACAGCUGAUGCGAAGCUUAACAGUGAAGUCGCCUUAUCCAAAUUACCUGCAGGAAUUGACAAAGUGGCAGCUUCGAAGUUACUAGAUGAAUGUAAAGCGAAAAAGGGCAAAGACCAUGCUGAUACAGCAUAUGAAAUUUUCAAAUGCUACUAUGGUAAUACGAAACAGCAUAUUAUGUUUCUUUGA
Leptosia nina is the source of this 417-nucleotide messenger RNA. NCBI's taxonomy places the organism in Eukaryota, Metazoa, Arthropoda, Insecta, Lepidoptera, Pieridae. The record is from the annotation of a GenBank genome assembly.